AUCGUUCAGUGUGUCUGAUCAAAUCAAGUCACAAUGGUAUUCAAGUUAAUCAGUCUUUUUGCCUUGGUGGCUGUAGCAAGUGCUAGUUACAAUCCAUUUGUACCAAUUACUUAUACAUCAGGUGCACCUUUUGUUAAUGCUGCUUACACUUCAUACAGACCACUUGCUACAGGUGUUGCUUACACAUCAGGUGUAUCAUUGGCUAAUAUUAAUUAUGCUUCAUAUGCACCAGCAACAUACACUGCAAGUGCACCAUUAGCUGCUUAUGCUUCAUAUGCACCAGUUUCAUACACUCCAAGUGCACCAGUACAUUAUGUUGCACCAGUUGUCAAAUAUGUUGCACCUACAGUUGUCGUUGCCAAUGCAACUGAAGAGCCAUUUGAUUCACAUCCAAAAUACAGCUUCAAUUAUAAUGUAGAAGACUCUAAAACUGGAGAUUAUAAAAGCCAAGAAGAAACACGUGAUGGUGAUAUGGUCAAGGGUAGUUAUUCAUUCAUAGAGAGUGAUGGAACAAAAAGAACUGUUGAUUAUACAGCCAAUGAUGCUGAUGGAUUCAAUGCUGUUGUUAAAAAUGAACAAGUUACAGGUACUCUUGUAAAAUCUACACCAGUUGUUGCAACAACAGCUAAAGUUGAAGAUAAAACUGAUGAAUAUUAUCAAUCAACUCCAAUUUUUCAAACAUCACCAUUUUCACGUGCUUAUAUUGCUCCAAUUGCUGCUCCACUUCAAUGGUUCUGAUUCAUUUAAAAUAAUGAAUUUUUCUA
Molecule: messenger RNA, 764 nt
Organism: Aphidius gifuensis
Lineage: Eukaryota; Metazoa; Arthropoda; Insecta; Hymenoptera; Braconidae
Product: cuticle protein 21-like
Exons: 3
Coding region: 34-738 (234 amino acids)
Cellular component (GO): extracellular matrix
Source: RefSeq, a predicted model, not a curated record